Molecule: messenger RNA, 1659 nt
Organism: Papaver somniferum (opium poppy)
Lineage: Eukaryota; Viridiplantae; Streptophyta; Magnoliopsida; Ranunculales; Papaveraceae
Product: heat stress transcription factor A-7a-like
Exons: 2
Coding region: 1-1083 (360 amino acids)
Biological process (GO): regulation of transcription by RNA polymerase II
Cellular component (GO): nucleus
Molecular function (GO): DNA-binding transcription factor activity; RNA polymerase II cis-regulatory region sequence-specific DNA binding
Source: RefSeq, a predicted model, not a curated record
AUGGAAGGGGUUACAGUGAAACAAGAGGAGGAUAUUGUCACAGUAGUUGGUGAUGGUAGUAGUAGUGUAUGUUCAUUGAAUUCAGCUUCACCACGACCAACAGCAUCUUCUUCUUCUAUGGUGGUAUUGCCAAUGGAAGGAUUACAUGAAAUUGGUCCUCCACCAUUUUUGACAAAAACAUAUGAUAUGGUUGAAGAUCCACAUACUAAUUCAAUUGUUUCAUGGAGUAAAGCUCGUAAUAGUUUUGUUGUUUGGGAUUCUCAUGAUUUCUCAACUACUCUUCUUCCCAAGUUCUUUAAACACAGUAAUUUCUCUAGUUUCAUUCGCCAACUCAACACUUAUGGUUUUCGCAAGGUUGAUUCAGAGAAGUGGGAAUUUGCAAAUGAAUGGUUUCUAGGAGGACAGAAACACCUACUGAAGAAUAUUAAGAGGAGGAGACAUAUUUCGAAGAACACGCAACAAGGAGGUGGUGGUGGUACUGAUGGUUGUGUUGAGUAUGGAGGAGGACUUGGAUUAGAGAGUGAAGUGGAUACAUUGCGAAAGGAAAGAAGCUAUCUAAUGGUUGAAAUUCUGAAUCUUAGAGAAAAGCAAAAGCGUUCGCUGGACGAAUUAGUGUCUAUUCAAGAAAGGUUGCAGGGGACAGAAAGAAAACAGCAACUGACAAUGUCGUUUUUAGCUGAAGCUUUCAAGAAUCCUGCUUUUGUCCAACAGUUGAUUGAAAUGAGUGAGAAGAAGAAAGAAUUAACUGGUGGAGUUGCUAAGAAGAGAAGAUUGCCACCCUCUGGAAGCAUUGAGAAUUUUCAAAAUGAACUUGUUUCGGCUGCGAUGGAUACAGUUGAGCAUGAACAUAAUGUGCUUACUCAAAACCAGAAGAUGGAUUCUGGCACAUUUAAUGCAAACUCAAGUGACAUAGAUGAUAAGUAUUGGAAUGAAUUGCUGAUUGAUGAUUUCAUGGGUGCUAACAAAGCUGAAAAUGUUGACGGACAUUCUCCUUUGGAAAUCGAUGCUGAGGUUGAAGAUUUUUGGUGUAAAAGUGUACAUGGCUUAGUGGAGGAAAUGGCCUAUCUUGGAUCGACGGCAUGAAGAAAAUUGAUGAGUGCGAAUGGGAUUUUGCAAAUCUACUUGAAUCUCAGCGUGGGUACUUCACGAACUUGAACUAUUUCAUACAUAAGAAACUGAUUGUUGAGGCAAAAAUACUCGUGUUUGUAUAUAAACUGGAUAAGUAUCGGGCUCGUGGCAUAUAGAGCAAUAAAGGGGUUGUUGGUUGCUGAUGGAGAAGUAAACUAAAAGGGAUGCACUGAUCCAGGCUCUACUGUAUGUGCCUUCAGUUGUGUUGAUGGGUUGUUAUAGAAGCUUUGCUGUGAUUAUGAAGAAUGCUUAGAUUUGAAGAAAUUAUCGAUUACAUUGUCAGGAUUUUCUUUGGUUUUGUAGGUAGGAUGAGGUGAUGCAGGAGAACAUAGUAACAUAAUUCAGCAGAAAAUGAUAGAGGCGAAAACAAAGGGACUUGGGGAGCAUACUCUGUAUUUGGUAAUACUACUCGAUUAAUCUCUUAAUUAGCGCAUUUAUGUAUGUACAGAAGAGUCAUAAGUCUAUAAUGGUAAUGAUCAUAUGUUUGGUCUGUGAUAAAAUUGUUUAACUUGGGGUUUUAUAUAUCAGUAA